This is a messenger RNA of Fusarium fujikuroi IMI 58289, 1605 nucleotides long. RefSeq names its product related to ankyrin. The record is from RefSeq and is a predicted model, not a curated record. The transcript has a single exon. The coding region runs from base 1 to 1605 and encodes 534 amino acids. Gene Ontology annotation, molecular function: protein binding. Lineage: Eukaryota; Fungi; Ascomycota; Sordariomycetes; Hypocreales; Nectriaceae.
AUGCCGCCCAGUCUGCUCAAAGAUGAAUUGCCCUACGGCAACUUCAUUCGAGGUCCAAAAGAGCAUCACAAUGAUGACGAACCUCCAUACACACCAAUGACCAUGAUUGAUGGCAAUGGAUCUGUUCUGUGUGAAACAGAUGAAUUCGAUCUCUUUCUUGCGAUCAUCCAUCGGGAUGAUGUGACGACUCUGGAGCAGUAUCUCGAUAUUGCGCCUUUGGUUAUCGAGGAGAGAGAGAAUCUCCCUCUCUAUUACUCCUUCUUCUACACAGCUGUAUCUCACGGAAGCCUUGGUGCACUCAGGACACUACUCUCUUACUACGAAAGAGUUAUGGGACCAAUUCAAAGAAUCACUUUUCGAAAACGCGGUUUCACCCUGCUCAACGAAGCUGCUAGACGCGGCUAUCUGGAAAUAGUAGAGUUUUUACUCCAAAACCAGCCACUAUAUGCUGAUAUUCACGAGCGAGAUUAUACAGGCUGCAAUGCUAUUGCGGCAGCCUUGGAUUUAUAUUCUACGAGAUACGCCGAGGCGUUCGAUUGGCAGCCCUCUGUUGACAAGAGCGAGGCUGUGAUAAAUCUGUUGCUGGAUUGGGGUGCCUGUCCGACUGACGUGGUUGCACGGGUUCACGAAGACUCAUCAUGGAAACCUGAAACGGUCAUUUCAAUGGCAUCCGAAUGGGCAAGCGCUAAGAUUAUCGAGAGGCUCGUUAACGGUGGCGCAGAUGUCCAUGCCCGGUUCACAAAAGACUCCCUUCAACUACGACUGUAUGACGAGCAAGAUUAUAUCGUUGACAACGUCACUGCAAUUCACAUGGCUUCUUUUCGGGGCAAUUAUCCUACUCUGAAAACUCUACUUGCCCAUCGUGGGAACGCAAUCAGCGCCCCGCAAAUGGUGUCCUCUUGUGAUAGUCGAGGGAGUACACCUCUUCACUGGGCUACACGGAAUAACCUGUUUAACCCCAAUCCACACGAAAGUGCACAGAAUAUCAAAGCAACCAUCGAUCUUAUUUUGGAUUUGUGUCCUGGGAUAGUUAAUAUUCAAGACUCUGAAGGGAACACAGCCUUACACUAUGCCUCUCAAUACUUCGGUGGAAAUGGAGAGGUCUUUAUGCCAAUUUUUGACAUGAUUUGCGACAAGGGUGGAGACGCAAGUAUACGUAAUAAUCGGGGAGAGACGCCGCUACACAAUGUGCUCGCCAGUGCAGAAGAGACAGUCAAUCAGCAGAUCAUAUCUCUCCUGCUUGCCCAUGGCGCAAAGAUCAGCGAUAGUGAUUAUGGCAGGAACACCCCUCUACAUAUUGCAGCUCGAAGAUUGGAUGAUCAUGGCGCAAUUGCUUUCCUUAUAAAACAGGGCGCAGAUGCUACUAUCCGUAAUUCCAAAAAUGAGACACCUGUCCAUAUAGCCGCUUCCGGCGACGUAUUUACACCGGGCCUGGCAGACAAAGUUAAGAUGCAAAAUCUGGUUUUUGCAACUCUAACAAACGCCGGAGGAAGUGAUCUGAUGGAGUCUACGGAAAUUAAUGGAAAGACUCCACGGGAAAUCUGCAAAGAGCGGAGGAGUAUUUGGAGGAAAAAUGAACACAGGGACCGUUUGAUAGACAAAUGA